AUGACAAUUAAAAUCUUGCUGCCUUUGUGCUUCGCUGCCUGCAUGGCCAGCGUGUUGCCUCUCGGCUACGGCCAUUACGAGAAGCAAUAUUUGGCACCCGUGGUCCACAAGACUUCCCUCGUGGCACGCAGUCAGUACCACAGCCAGGACAAGUUGGGACAAUACAAAUACGGUUACGCCGAGCCCAAUGGUGCCAAGGAGGAGACUCGCCACGCCGAUGGCACCGUUGUUGGCACCUACUCAAGGGAUUUGAACUGGAAAACUGCUGCAGUGGAAAUCUUGCUGCCUUUGUGCUUCGCUGCCUGCAUGGCCAGCGUGUUGCCUCUCGGCUACGGCCAUUACGAGAAGCAAUAUUUGGCACCCGUGGUCCACAAGACUUCCCUCGUGGCACGCAGUCAGUACCACAGCCAGGACAAGUUGGGACAAUACAAAUACGGUUACGCCGAGCCCAAUGGUGCCAAGGAGGAGACUCGUCACGCCGAUGGCACCGUUGUUGGCACCUACUCGCACCCCCUGCCCGAUGGCUCCAUCUUGACCAACAACUACGUCGCUGACGAACACGGCUUCCGCUCUUCCUUGGCCCCGACCGCCCCCAAGGACUUCUUGCCCGUCGUCAAGGCCGCCUAUGACGUGACCGCCCCGAUUUUGGCGCACUCUGUCGGCGCCUAUGCCAUCCCACGACCAGACAUCCACCUCACCAAGCGAGUCGACGCGUACCUCCCAGCUCCGUCUUAUGCGUACCCCGCCUACUUCAAGCCUGCUGGCCCCUACGGAUACCCCGAUGGUCGCCUGGCCUACGGACACUAUUAA
Molecule: messenger RNA, 810 nt
Organism: Notodromas monacha
Lineage: Eukaryota; Metazoa; Arthropoda; Ostracoda; Podocopida; Cyprididae
Source: the annotation of a GenBank genome assembly